This is a messenger RNA of Corylus avellana, 1728 nucleotides long. Its product is annotated as pectinesterase-like. Gene Ontology annotation, molecular function: enzyme inhibitor activity; pectinesterase activity. The record is from RefSeq and is a predicted model, not a curated record. NCBI's taxonomy places the organism in Eukaryota, Viridiplantae, Streptophyta, Magnoliopsida, Fagales, Betulaceae. Gene Ontology annotation, biological process: cell wall modification.
AUGGUACAAUUUGAGGAGGAUAAUCCGGAUGACUUGCUGGGUAACAUGGUGAUAUUGGGAAUCUCUCUCAUAGUAAUUGCAGCAGUUGUAAUCGGCGUUAUUGCCGGAAAAGAUCGUACCCAUGAUGAUGAUCACAAGAUGACACUCGUCGCUGUUUGUGACCAAACUGAUUACAAGGAUGCCUGUAAGGCUAGCCUAAAAGCGGCAGGUGACUCCGCCGAAGUGAAAACCUAUUUCAGAUUUGCAGUGAAUGGUAGUAUUACAGAAAUGGCACAUGCAAUGAAGAAGGUGAAAGUUGAUAAAAACAUGGCGCCGGCGGUUGAAGAUUGCAUGGAGUUGAUAGGGUUAUGCAUGGAGGAGCUGCAGUCCGUGAUUACAAUUCUAAACACUACUGCGCCAAAUUCAUCAUUCUAUAACGAUUCCUCGGGUGAUAUUAGGAGCAGCUUGAGCGCUGUGCUUUCAUACCGAAGAGCGUGUCUUGAGGGAUUAAGGGAGACGACUACUCGUUCUACAUCUUCUGAUAUAAUGGAUCAACUUCUGCACAACCCCACUCAGCUUACUAGCAUUGCCUUGGCUAUAAUUUACGAGUAUUCUCAAAACGACGACGUAAAGGCCGAUCCGCCCGCAGCAGCAGCCAUACCUCCGCCUCCGGCAUCAUCUAAUGAUGAUGAAUUCACACCAAAUCCAUCAACGGCCGGCCGCAAACUGUUGCAAUCCGGGGGCCAGAUGAAGCCCAAUGCGGUUGUGGCUAAAGAUAGAAGUGGGCAAUAUUCAAACAUUACUGCCGCUCUUAAUGCAUACCCAAAUGGACACAAAGGACGAUAUCUCAUCUACGUAAAGUCCGGCGUCUACGAGGAGAACGUUAUCAUCGCCAAGAAUACGACCCAGAUAUUCAUGUACGGUGAUGGGCUUGAUAAAACCAUCAUCUCUGGAAUAGAUCAUCAUUUCCAUGGCCGUGGGAGUCGGGCUACCACUACCUAUAGGAGAGCUACUUUAUCGGUAAUUGGAGAUGGGUUUAUCUGCAAGGAUAUUGGAAUCAAAAUCCCAGAUAAAAGCAGAGGAAAUUCCAUGGAUAUGGCGGCUGUUAAAAUCCAGUCUGAUAGAGCAGCCUUCUUCAACUGCAGAAUAAAUGGGAGUGCAACAUCAAACAUAUAUGCAUUAGCGAAUCGGCAGCUCUUUGUAGAUUGUGAAAUCUACGGUGUCACAAACAUCAUCAGAGGCGACGCUGCAGUUGUAAUCCAACGCUCCAGAAUCAUUUUGGCACCGCCAUCUCCACCGAUAUUGGAAAACAUUAUAGCUUUGCAAGGCAGGAGCGAUAGACGGGAAAGCACUGGGUUUGUGAUCCAUGGCUGCACCAUCGAGCGAGACCAAUCAUACAGAUACUCCCCUAAUUAUGGAGUAGCGGAGAAAGGUGUUGCUUACUUGGGCAUGGCGGUGGAGAAAUAUUCAAGAACAAUCGUGAUGGAAUCAAGUCUGGGGGAUUUGAUUCACCCAGAUGGAUGGUAUAGCAACAACAACAACUCUGCAUUAAUAGAUACAGUGACAUUUGGUGAGUGUGAAAACAGCGGGCCUGGAGCUGGAACCAAAAAUAGAGUGAAUUGGAAGGGAUACAGUGUCAUCAGCAAUUCAAGUGAUGUAAUGCGUUAUACGGCUGGUCGUUUCAUCCAACCACAAAACUGGUUGAAUGGCACCCAACUCCACUUCCUGCCCGGCCUUUUUUUCCGAUGA